AUGACCUCCUACGUUUUCCUGCUGUGCAUUGUGGUUGCAGUGGUAUGUUAUACACGUUCAUUACCUCUGCCGACGCUAUCAGCAGUCGAAACACACACAUUUCGAUGGAUAAUCGAGGUUGAUUUGAACGGAACUAACUGUGCUGUUCCAAACAUAACCGCAUAUUUUCCAAACGAUACAUUGCUUGUUGAUCCUGAUUCAAGUACACUUCAUGAUUCUUUGAUACUCCUGAACGCAGUCUUCUCACAAGAAGAUCAACAAGUUAUUUGUCAUGGGAAUAAUUCUCUUUUUGUGCUCGUCGGCAAUCCGGGUAUGAUAUGGCAUCCUCUAACUGGCCAAUGUGUACACUCAAAAAUGAUGAAUAUUUCUGCAUCGGCACCUGGUGAAGACACCACAGGACCAGCUGACUUUAUGAGAUUAUUUUCGAUGACGAAAUGCCAAUCAGCCGUUGGACUUGUUACAUCGUCGAAUGGUGCUGUUAAUUCUAAUUUUGUUCCAUUGUCUAAAGUAGCAUCGACACGUUCGAUCANCUGA
Molecule: messenger RNA, 534 nt
Organism: Rotaria socialis
Lineage: Eukaryota; Metazoa; Rotifera; Eurotatoria; Philodinida; Philodinidae
Source: the annotation of a GenBank genome assembly